AUGUCUGCUUUAAGAUUGAAACAGGACCUCGAAAAACAGAUAUUCUUUUUAUUUAUUUUCUAGCAAUGUUGUCUGCUGCAGAGAAACCAGAAUUGGAAAGUGCCCCUUGCUUUUUUGCAGCUUGAUAUAUAUCUAUAAUUUUAACCACGGCCCCCAUGAAGAGGGCGGGGGAAUGCCAAAAAAAAUGCCGUCACUCUUAUUUAAAAAUGAUUUGUUGCAGCUUAGUAAACUCUGUGUGGGUAACUGCUUCCUGUCACUCGACAGAUUCUGCAUGUAAGUUUGACACAUAUGAACGGAUUAUACACUUCCUUCUGUAGUUGCACACCGCAGACAGAGCUGCUGUAUUUCGUCCUUGCACUACAGAUCCAAUGCUUUGACUCUCUGCACAACCUGGACCUAAAGAACAAACCAUUCUUCUGAUGAUCACAAUCAUUUCUUGCAACAGUUGCCGCAGAGACUCUCUUCACUGUGCAUGUAACGAACGUAAUGCACUUACUCAUCACAAAUUCUAGUUCCAUGAACUCCAGCAUAGAAUGCCACUUAGAGGCAGACUUUCAAUAUGGAUUCUUUACAACUAUCUACAGCCUGGUAGUUAUACUGGGAUUGCCAGUGAAUGCAUACGCUCUAUAUUUCCUGUGCCGACGAUCACAGCGUGCUAAACGAUCCAAUGUUUAUUUUGUCAGCCUGUCCGUGGUGGAUACAAUUUUCAUAUGCUUACUGCCAGUUCGGAUAUAUUACCACAACUCGGGUAAUAAUUGGGUGUUUGGAGACGUGGCUUGUCGGAUUACUGGCACUUUAUUUUACUUGAACAUCUACUUGAGCAUUGUUUUUUUUACCUGCAUCUCCUUGGACCGGUACAUGGCAGUUGUGCUUCCGUUAACCUACCUGCGGCUUAAAUACAGCUGUUACCCACGGAUAUUGACGUUUGUUAUCUGGUUGCUGGGCUGCUCCAUUGUCUUGCCUUUGAUUUUUGGAGGACCCCUUGAUAACAUGCCUGAAAACAGCAGCCGGAUUUCUUGCUUUGAGGACUUCUCCCUAAGUAGUUGGCAGAGUCGGUUGGUGCCUUAUAACGUCUGUGCUUUGAUUUUUGGCUUUCUUGUCCCCUUCUCAGUAAUUGCAGUGGUUUUCCCAGUGAUGGCACGAAAAAUAUGCCAAAUUAAGACCAGUGUUCACCGAAAGGUUGCUUUGCAGAUAAUUGGAUAUAUUCUUGCGGUCUCUCUCAUUUGCUUUUUGCCUUACAACAUAACUCAUCUGUUUCAUUUCCUUAUGAGACUUGGAUUCAUUCAAGAGUGUGCGAUUGCCAGACACAUCUACAAGCUACGCCGCAUUACAUUAGCCUUAGUUAGCCUCAACAGCUGUCUCAACCCAGUCCUCUAUUUCAUACCAGUCAUAAAUCGGGGACGGUUAAGCAUUCCAAAUUUAUUUCACUCCAAGAAGGAAUACAAUAUCUCCAACAAACUCACAGAGGCAAAUGUCCAGGUCACAAGUCCAAUCUACCAGCCUAAACCUGGCAUUGUCACUGUGGUUGCUCAAGCAGAAUGGUCGGUGGUGUAAGGAGAUAUAAGGAUGUAUGAUUCAUACCAAUCAUGACGUCUCACCAGAGAUAUCAUCUAAGACAGUGCUUCUAACUGCAAACCAUCCCGGUGCUCUCUCAUCCCAUCACACUCCGAGCUUAGGAAUCAGCAGUACA
Molecule: messenger RNA, 1690 nt
Organism: Pelobates fuscus (common spadefoot toad)
Lineage: Eukaryota; Metazoa; Chordata; Amphibia; Anura; Pelobatidae
Product: lysophosphatidic acid receptor 6-like
Exons: 1
Coding region: 487-1554 (355 amino acids)
Biological process (GO): G protein-coupled receptor signaling pathway
Cellular component (GO): membrane
Molecular function (GO): G protein-coupled receptor activity; oxysterol binding
Source: RefSeq, a predicted model, not a curated record